UGUUGUGCCCAAAGAGUGGGUAUCCUCCAAAGUCCCACAUUGGAGAGUCUUGAAGGGAGGAAUGUUGUGCCCAAAGUGUGUGGGUAUCCUCCAAAGUCCCACAUCAUGUAGUUUGAAGAAGGGAGUGGUAGACUACUACUAUAAAUAAGAGGUGAUAGUUAGUGUCUACUCACCACAACAACAUAGGUUCCAAUGGGUGUAUUGGGGACUUGGGUAGUUGUGUGUCAUGAGAGAGUUUCCAAGUUUUGCUAGAAAACUUGUGUAUGAAGGUUUCCAAGUUUUUCCAAAAAAAACUUGUGUAUGAGAGGGUUUGCAAUUUUGUCCUUGUAAAAAUUGUAAGUAGAGAGAAAUAAAAUGAGUUUGUUUUUGUUUCUCUAUUUUUGUGUGUAUGCUUCCGCUGUGGCUGUUUGAAGGCUGCUUCUUUUCCCAACAUGGAUAAGAACUAACUAAUAGAGCCGUAUGCUUUAUCUCACCUUUUCCUUAGAACUUUUAAAGUCUCGUCGCUUUCCCCUGGAAAUCACUUCACUGUGUCAGGUGGACUUGAUCUUUUGCUUCAAUUUGCACAAGUUCUACAUAUUGAAGCAAGAAGAUUACAAGACUUUGUUGUACUUUUACAUCGUUUAGUUUCCAAAGAAAUUUCCUUCACUGCAGAGAAGGCCAAAAACAUUGAAUCAAAAACCAAUAAUACCCUGUAAUCCUGUAUGCGCACUUCCAAGUUCUAAGUGCAUUUAAUAAUAAAAUUGCCACACUAUGACAAAUUUGAACAACUUCAACGUGAUCAAAGUCACAGAUGAAGAGAAAAUACAAGUUCAACAAGAGUGGAUUUCAUCCACAAACCCCAUCAAGGCACAAGAUUCAAGUUCAAGCUUUCCAAACGCAACACUGGCGGGGGAGGGCUUCAAGAUUCUUUUCUACCUUAACCUGCUCCUCCUUGCAGCAUUGGUGAUUUCCCUCACCCUCUAUGGCCUUGUCUAUGCCUUUCGCAGCCACCAUUUCCACCCAAAGCAGUGGUACCCUCCACUCCUAAUAGCAACAUUAUGUGGUGGAAUUGUUGGUUUCAAAUGGCAAUGGAUUACAGCUAGGAAUCCAACAAAGGCUAUUAGAGCAGCAUUUUGUCUGAGUCCCCUUCUUUCAUGUGCAAUGGGGGUUAUGUUUGUAUACAUUGGAUCUGCACCAAGUCUUGCUGUUGGUAUUGUUGCUAUGGUUUCUGCAUUAAUUCAAUCCCUUUAUGGUUGUUGGGUCAGUCCUAGAUUUGAUUAUGCAAAGAGAAUCUUGUCAGUUUCAAUAGCUAAUCCUCCUGCUAAAAGCAUGAGGUGGGCAUUCUAUUCAACUCUGAUUGGUGUUCUUUAUUGUUGUUUUUCGGUGUGUGGAAUUGGAGGAGCUAGAGCAAUUGAAAACAGAACCAUGCUAACUGCCUUGCUCAUCUUGGUGAUCCUUUUGAGCCUGGGGUGGACCAUGCAAUUUUUGAAGAAUGUGUUGCAAGUUACCAUUUCAAGGGUGAAGUAUAUGCACUUAUUUGGGGGAGAAAUCAUGGACACAAGAGUGGCAUUGCAUGACACAGUUAAGUACCAAACUGGAAGUGUUUCCCUUGGCUCCAUUCUUGUGCCCUUUAUCUCACUCUUCAGGGGUUUUGCAAGGUCAACAAGUCUGAUUGGAGGAGAUAAUGGUGAAGUCAUGUUUUCAUGUGUUAGUUGCUACAUGGGUAUUGCAUCACUUCUUGUAACCCGUGGAAACAGAUGGGGUUUUGUGCAUGUUGGAGUUUAUACAAAGGGGUUCGUGCAGGCAUCCUCUGACACUUGGGACAUUUUCAAUAGGGCUGGUUUGGAACAACUCAUAGACUUGGAUCUCACUGGCUCAUUUUGUUUCCUUAGUGGAAUGGCAGGGGGUGCAAUGUGUAGCCUAGUGAGUGGAAUUUGGAGCAUAGUAAUACACAAGAGCUAUGCUACAGAAAUAUCCAUUUAUGCUUUCUUAAUUGGUUACUUCAUGUUUCGGUUGGCAAUGUCAUGGCCACAAGCAUGUGUUUCAGCUUACUAUGUUGCCUAUGCAGAGAAUCCACAGAGCACUCAAUUUGACUGCACCAUCCCUGUACGUUUGGAGCAGCUUCAGAUAUAUCAAGCUUAGAUAACAAUCAUAACGUUGACUUAAUGUCGCGCAUACAUUGUUUUGGUCAAAAGACUCAAAACAAUGAUGUUUUGUGAUGUGACACUAAAAUAAACUUUUAUUACAUGACUAUAUAAUAGUAAUAUUAUUUUAUAGAAACCUGUAAUAUAUGUUGUUGUUUUUGCAACAGGAACCAGAAGAGAGUGUUAAAGGUGUUUUGUUGUGUAAUAAGAACAAAACCAUAUAAGAUUAACCCUUUUUUUUUUGUAGAAAUUAAGAAAGGAUCUAACCUUGCACAUCCUAUGAGCUGAAUCACAGAUUCAAAGAGAAGGAAAGUACAAUUGAAAGUCAAUCCCGCUGCUUUCCAAUACAGACCCAACAACCCAUCAAGCACUUCAAACCACUGAAACACUCUAUUCUAUUGUCAGACUUAUAUUGUUGCAUUUUUGGUACACUGCUGGUUCCAUUGGUUCUUAGAGAAUGCUGUGUGGUAAAGGCUUAAAUCUCCCAGAACUUCAAUUGCUCCAAGAUCGCAUUAUGGUUACACUAUUCCACUUAGAAAUGUUAUUCCCUCCGUCAUUUUUCACAGUUAUGGAGGCCCAAUGCAUUAUCGAUAUAUGUAUCCAGUGGAGAGGGAAUGAGGUCACUUAAAAUACUUUGUGCGAAAUAAGGCACAACUUGAAGGAUCCAUAGCUGAGGGGUAUUUAGCUGAAGAGUCCCUUACCUUUUGUUCUCGGUACAUUGAAGAUAUUGAGACAAGGUUCAAUAAACCUAAAUGUGUUUGUGAUGAUCCAAUUGAUAAUGAGACUUCUUUUAUGUCUUCUAUCUUCCCACAAAUUGGUAAACCAGUAGGAGCUUGCUCAAUGUUCACUUUAACUCCAAUGCAAAAAUUGCAAGCUCAUCUGUAUGUGCUCCUCAAUUACACAAUAGUCACACCAUUUGUAGAUGAAUUUAGACAAUUCAUAAAAAGGAGUUCAAGAGGAAGAAGUCCUUCAUCUACGGAGAUAGAGAAGAAAGUCAAUAAAAAGUUUGUUGAUUGGUUUAGAAAGAGGGUGAUUAGUCAUUUAGUGGUUAGAUAUCUUUUUUUACCAUUUUUUUUAAACUUUGACUUCCAAUUUUUCUAGAUUAUGAAUCCAGACACAACAAGUGAAAUGUCUACUGAUCUAAAGUUUCUAGCAUGAGGACCUUUGGAUAAUGCAAGAAGAUUUAUUGGAUAUAACAUUAAUGUGUUCAAAUUUCGAACCUUGGCUUGCGAAGAGGGACUAAAAACACAAAAUAGUGGUGUUUUUUUAACAUCUAACACAUCAUGUGUUUCAAGUAGCAUUGAUGGCAACAUAAGGCAAGCAGACUUACCAUAUUAUGGGAAGUUAGAAGAUAUCAUUGAGAUUAAAUACUAUGGUCAAUUCAGUGUUAUCCUUUUCAAAUGUAAAUGGGAUGAUACUACACGAGAUAGAGGGUAUAAAAAGGACUGUUGGAAUUUUAAUUGUGCUAACUUUGAUAGAUUGGUUCAUGUUGGCGAUCGUGAAGAACAUGAACCAUUCAUUGAAGCAUCUCAAGCACAAAUGGUGUACUAUGUAGAUGAUGUAGUCAAUAAAGGAUGGAAUGUUGUUGUACAUAUGAAGCCAAGAGAUUUAUAUGACAUGGGAGAAGAAGUAGAAGAAAAUGCAUAUGAAAAUGAGCCAUAUGAAGAGCAAGAGCUUGAACAAUUUUCUAGGCUUGAUGAUCAAUAUGUACAAUUGGCUACAAACCAUCUAAAUGAUAAUAUAGUUGAUUGAAGUUUGACUCCUAAAAUAGCAAGAAAUUCACACUUGUCUGACUAUAUUUAUUUACUUUUGCACUUCUUUAUAGUCAUGCCAAAGUUGAAGCAUUUUAGAAAUCCACAAAAAUCAGCACCUCAAUCACAAUGUGAUGCACCUUUGACACAAGCUCCAACACAUUCAGUUCUAGUAAUGAAUUAUGAAAUUCUUUCCACACCAAGUGAUUCCUCACAAGCUCCUGAAGUCCCAACUAUUAAUGUCCCACUUUCUCAUGUAGCAACUUCUGAAGUGCCACAAGAAGAUGAAACUUCUAGACUUCAUGUUGGGCGUGUCUCUACACAAUGUUGGACUAUUGAGGCAAUAGGUAUAUAAGUAUUGUAUUUUCACUUAUAAUUAUUGUAAUAUAAACUAUAUCAAAUUUUCUUAUUAUUAAGUA
This is a messenger RNA of Cajanus cajan (pigeon pea), 4293 nucleotides long. The record is from RefSeq and is a predicted model, not a curated record. Lineage: Eukaryota; Viridiplantae; Streptophyta; Magnoliopsida; Fabales; Fabaceae.